This is a messenger RNA of Gadus macrocephalus (Pacific cod), 1733 nucleotides long. RefSeq names its product chloride intracellular channel 3 (gene clic3). The record is from RefSeq and is a predicted model, not a curated record. The transcript is spliced from 7 exons. The coding region runs from base 263 to 1060 and encodes 265 amino acids. NCBI's taxonomy places the organism in Eukaryota, Metazoa, Chordata, Actinopteri, Gadiformes, Gadidae.
AGAGAAUGUGUUAGCAAGAAGGGAGGCUAAAGGAGGAGAUUUCCAGAUCUGCUGGUCUAACUGGAAAAGUCUGGAGGGGGCGUGGGCUCACAGGCACAGCUUGACAGGUGUGGUGAGAGACAGACAGCGAUAGAGAGACACAGAGAGAAAGAGAGAGAGAAGGAGAGACAGCGCUGGAAUUACAAGUGUUGCAUCCUCCUCUUGGUGUCGAGGGAAUCAAGUGUUGUCGGGCGGGUUAGUUUCAGCUGACCAGACUUCAACCAUGUCACUAGGUCAAAGAGACACACAAAGAAAUACUACGUUUGUGAGUCCAAAUGGAGAGGGAGAGGAGAGAGAGAUGGCUGAGCCCCCAAAGAUUGAACUCUUUAUAAAGGCGAGUGAUGAUUGUGCAGGUGUGGGAAACUGUCCGUUCAGUCAGAGGAUCUUCAUGAUUCUCUGGUUGAAGGGUGCGACCUUCAGACUUACCACCGUGGACAUGAAGGCCCCUGAGGUUCUCAAGGACGUGGCCCCGGGCUCCCAGCCCCCGUUCCUCGUCUUCAACGGGGAAGUUCGCACGGACACCAACAAGAUCGAGGAGUUCUUGGAGCAGGCGCUGUCACCGCCGCUCUACCCCAAACUGGCUUGCAGAUACAAAGAGUCCAACACAGCUGGCGAUGACAUCUUUCUUAAAUUCUCAGCGUACAUCAAGAAUCCAAACCCCGGACUGAACAACAUGCUGGAAAAAAAGUUCUUGAAAAGCUUGGCGAAACUGAACGACUACCUGCUGACCCCCCUCACUCACGAGCUGGAGAAGAACCCCAACGGAGGACGGUCCAGCCGGGCCUACCUGGAUGGAGACGCCCUGACCCUGGCAGACUGCAACCUGCUCCCAAAGCUCAACAUAGUCAAGACGGUGUGUAUGAAGUACCGUGGCGUGGAUAUCAGUCAGAUGAGCCUCCUGCCGGGUCUAACGCAGUACCUGGACAAGGCCUACAAGCAGGACCAGUUCUCCCACACCUGUCCGCCUGCCUCAGAGAUCCUCUGGGCCUACCACACGGUGGCCAAGUACCUCAAAAAGUAGUCCGCCUGAGGGACUACCAGGUGGUCUAAGAGAAAGGCUAGCAAAAGCAGAAUGAUGUGCACUGAAAAAAGCACUGCAAAUUUUUAGGAGAGAUUAAGGGAGAUCAAAUAAGCUCAUGUCCGAUUCGCUGCUUUACAAUUGGUUGAUUUAAAUCAAUCAAGUGUCCAAUAGCUAUGAUCCUAUUAGUAAUAGGGAUUUUUGUUGUUUGCUGUUAAAUAAAUAGAAAAUCUAGUUAUAUUUCUUAAUCCAUUGCUCAUGUUAUCAUCUGGAAGUAUAUUGUACGAUAAAAGAGAAGAAAGCAUGAUGACGACCGGAUUGUUUGUAUUAAACAGCAUUUAGCUUUUUGAUCUUGAUGGAAGAAAUAAUGGAGGAAGAACACUCAUUGACAACAAUGUAGACGUUUAGGUCAUCACUUAUUUUAUGAACACUAAUAUAUAUUUUUUUUUACUACCCAUUCAAAGGUUUUUUGGCCAUAGUUAGCCAUGAUUGCCCAGUCAGUGUACAAAUAUGUAUGAUAUAGAUGACCUUUUGCAGUGACUUUCAGCAAUAAACAUCCUGUGAUUCAGAAAAUGUGGCAAUGUGUACGAUUAAGCCACACCCAGUAAGUACGCAGGAGACUUUCAGAAUUAGAAUGACUCAGUCACAUUAAACUCCACCGUGCAAUACAUUUUAA